Molecule: messenger RNA, 756 nt
Organism: Zygotorulaspora mrakii
Lineage: Eukaryota; Fungi; Ascomycota; Saccharomycetes; Saccharomycetales; Saccharomycetaceae
Gene: MRPL15
Product: mitochondrial 54S ribosomal protein mL57
Exons: 1
Coding region: 1-756 (251 amino acids)
Biological process (GO): mitochondrial translation; RNA processing
Cellular component (GO): mitochondrial large ribosomal subunit
Molecular function (GO): structural constituent of ribosome; ribonuclease III activity
Source: RefSeq, a predicted model, not a curated record
AUGUUACCUGCAAUUAGAAAGAAUGCAAUAGGACAAACUCAGCACCUUAAUCAGAUGGUUCGCACGAUCACCUAUCUCGUGCCGGGAAGUCGUGUACGUGGUCUGAAACGAGAGCCAUCCAGCUAUUUGAAAAGUCCAAAGGGACUUUCCUAUCAAGAGAUAAAGGUAUCAGAAUAUCACGACAGAGUAAGAAAAAGCCUGCAGUUUGAUGAAAACGAAAUUGAUUUACCAAAUGAGAUUUUAUUGCAGUGUUUGACUCAUAAAUCUUUUGCUCAUGGUUCAAAACCUUAUAAUGAAAAAUUAGGCUUACUAGGUUCGCACUUUCUAAAGUACCAGGCCUCAAUACACUCGAUCAAACAACCACAGCUGCUUUCGCUAGUAGCGCCAAAUAAAUUACAACAAGCAGUUAAUGGGUUAAACUUCGCCAAUUUGGGUACUCAAGUAUCCAAAUUUUUAAUUUCGAAGCCUGCAAUGGCUGCAUUUGUGAAGGCAAAAAAUAUAGACUCGUUGGUAUUUUGGAAAAUGAAGGAUCCGCUCAAGGAUUCGCACCAUAAUGGAGAGACGACAAUUUUUUCUUCUGUUUUAAACGCUCUUGUAGGAGCAAUUCUCUUAACGAAUGGCCCAGAGAAAGCUAAUCGUUUUGUAAGUAAUUGUUUGUUGGGUGUUGACAAAGAUAUCUCACUGGUGAAAAUUGCCAACGAGAGCUUCCAGAGCAGCAAUAGCGGCAGCAAUAGCACCUUCACCACUGAAAAAUAG